Molecule: messenger RNA, 711 nt
Organism: Manihot esculenta (cassava)
Lineage: Eukaryota; Viridiplantae; Streptophyta; Magnoliopsida; Malpighiales; Euphorbiaceae
Exons: 1
Coding region: 1-711 (236 amino acids)
Source: RefSeq, a predicted model, not a curated record
AUGCCAACAGUGGCUGCAUAUGACGGCACGGGGAACCCUAGGGAGCAUAUCUUGAACUAUAAGACAUUCAUGGAGUUGCAGACCCACUCAGAUGCUCUGAUGUGCAAAGUUUUUCCCACCACUCUUACAGGGCCAAUCCAAGCAUGGUUUAAUAGCCUAGAAGGAGGGAGCAUUAAAAGUUUUCUAGACUUGGCCAACGUAUUUAUCAGUAGGUUCAUAGCCGGGAUCCCAGCCGAGAGGAAAACAAGUUACCUAGAAACAGUUCGGCAGAGGAGGAUCGAGUCGCUGAGGGAGUAUGUGGCCAGGUUUAACUCGGAGGCUCUACAAAUCCUUGAGCUUGAUGAAGCCAGAGUGGUGGAAUCCAUGCAGAAGGGUACCACCGCCUUAGAGUUUUUCGGAUCAUUGUGCAAAAAGCCACCCACCACCUUGGCAGAAUUGAUGAAGAGAGCAGAAAAAUAUAUAAGGCAAGACGACACCUUAACCACUAGCAAGUUUGCCAAGGAAGCUAUAGACAGAGGAAAAACUGGAGAAGAUAAGCGACCAAAGAGGCAGGAAAGAAAGCAGGAUCGGGGAGUGGAAACGCUGAACCGACAUUGGUGGGAGAGAAAAGAGCAGAGACCCUAUCAACCCCGGCUUCCCGAAGUAAUCGCUCUCCUGAAUGCGUCCAGAGCUGAAGUGCUCAUGGCAGUCCAAGAUAACGACUUCAUAUAG